This is a messenger RNA of Closterium sp. Naga37s-1, 1647 nucleotides long. Lineage: Eukaryota; Viridiplantae; Streptophyta; Zygnematophyceae; Desmidiales; Closteriaceae. The record is from the annotation of a GenBank genome assembly.
AUGGACGAGCAGAAGGCGAAGCAGCAACAAAUGGACGAGCAGAAGGCGAAGCAGCAACAAAUGGACGAGCAGAAGGCGAAGCAGCAACAAAUGGACGAGCAGAAGGCGAAGCAGCAACAAAUGGUCGAGCAGAAGGCGAAGCAGCAGCAAAUGGACGAGCAGAAGGCGAAGCAGCAGCAAAUGGACGAGCAGAAGGCGAAGCAGCAGCAAAUGGACGAGCAGAAGGCGAAGCAGCAGCAAAUGGACGAGCAGAAGGCGAAGCAGCAGCAAAUGGACGAGCAGAAGGCGAAGCAGCAGCAAAUGGACGAGCAGAAGGCGAAGCAGCAGCAAAUGGACGAGCAGAAGGCGAAGCGCAAGGCGACGGUGGAGAUGGCUGGGAAGCAGCAGCAGGAGAAGGUGGCAGAGGAGCGUCUGAGGAAAGGGAAGAAGGUGGAACGAGAGGAGGGGGAGGGCAUGGAGGGGUUGAGGGAGGAGGAUAAGAAGGAUAAGAAGUCGGCUGCUUCUGCUGCUACUGAUGCUGCUGCUGCUGCUGCUGCUUCUGCUUCUGCAGCUGCUGCUGCUGCUUCUGCUGCGAGGGACGAGGAGAUGAGUAAACUGAAGGAAGAGUUAAGGGCGAAACGGGAGGAUUGCAUGUAUCAUCAUCAGCAGCAGCAACAGCAGGAGAAUGACACCUUCGGUCCCCCGCCCCCGCCCCCCCCCAAGGACGCUCCAGCGAGCGUGCUUGCAUUAUACAACGGUCUUCUACGGGCGUGGGUGGUACGGAUGAAAGCUGCUGUCUCUGCCGCGGAGGAGGAGAUCGUGCGGACUGAAGGGGAGCUGACGGAAAAGAGGAAGGCGGAGGAGUGUCAAAGAAAGGCUGAGGAGGCGAAGAGGGCGAGGGAAGAGGACGUGAGGAGGAAGGAGGAAAUGGAGAGGAGGAAGGCGGAAGAGAGGAGGAAGAGGGAGGAGGAGAGUAAGAAUGAGGAGGAGGAGAGGAGGAAGGAGGAAGAGAGGAGGGAGAGGGAAGAGGAGAGGAGGAAGAAGGAGGAGGAGAGGAGGAAGGAGGAGGUGAGGAGGAAGGAGGAGGAGGAGAGGAGGAAAGAGGAAGAGAGGAGAAAGAAGGAAGAGGAGAGGAGGAGGAAGGAGGAGGAGAUGAGGAAGGAGGAGGAGAGGAAGGAGGAGGAGAGGAGGAAGAAGGAGGACGAGAGGAGGAAAGAGGACGAGAGGAGGAGGAAGGAGGAGGUGCGGAGGAAGGAGGAAGAGAUGAGGGAGAGGGAGGAGAAGAGGAAGAAGGAGGAGGAGGAGAGGAGGAAGGAAGAGGUGAGGAGGAAGGAGGAGGAGAGGAGGAUGGAAGAGGAGAGGCGGGCACAACAGAAGGCGAGGAGAGAGGAGGAGAGGAGGCGGGUGCAGGAGGAGAGGCAGAGGGCAGUGAGGGAGGAGGCAGCAGUGGAGGAGAAGAUGAAGCAGCUGGAGGAAGAGUGUCGACGGCGCCACACAGGUGUGCCAAUGACCUACGAGGAAUACUCCCGCCGGCUUACUCAGUUUCGGACCCAGGCACGGAGCGCAGGUGCCGCCUCUGUCCUUCUGCACUUCUGGGAGGUGGUGGUUUCAAAGAAGAGGCUAAGGGGAGAGGUAGAAGGUUGCAGCAGUGCGGGUGGUGGCGGCUAA